AUGUCUGAUAUCAAAUCAAAAGGAGGCGCGACAAUCGAGGAGGGCGACACUGUCAGCACGCCUGUCGAGAAAAUCAUUACAAGCGACACGCAGGCCAAAAAGGACCUGGAAAAUGUCAAGGGCGCCGGCCACCCGCCCGCGGUCGUCUUCACGGAUCAGAAUGAUAAGAAGGUCGCGCAUAAGCCCGGCACGGUGACGGAUUUGGAUAAGGAGAGUUGA
Molecule: messenger RNA, 219 nt
Organism: Fonsecaea multimorphosa CBS 102226
Lineage: Eukaryota; Fungi; Ascomycota; Eurotiomycetes; Chaetothyriales; Herpotrichiellaceae
Exons: 2
Coding region: 1-219 (72 amino acids)
Source: RefSeq, a predicted model, not a curated record